AUGAACCCAACUGAUUAUUCUCAACCUAUUCAUCCAAUAUUCUUUUUCUAUCAACCAGAAAACGAUUUUUAUCAUUACAAGGUUAAUUGUAAAGAAAUUAAAUAUAAAGACAUUCCGUAUUUUUUAAACAAGUCAUUAAAUAAUUUAAAUAAUAGAGAUCAUGUAACUAAAUCACACGAAAAUGAGCAUAUUUUCUUUUAUUACCAACAAUAUGAUAACCGAUUUUAUCAGGUUAUAUGCGAACUGGUUUCUCCUACUGCAAUUACCAAUUACUUGAAUGAGAAUAUUUAUGGGAUUAAACUUCAACAGAAUAUGGAUCAAGAAAAGUUAUCAUUUAUUAUUGAACAAAAGCAAAAUCUUGAAUUUCACUUAACUCAAUAUUUAAGCAAUUACUUAUUAAAUUAA
This is a messenger RNA of Rhizophagus irregularis DAOM 181602=DAOM 197198, 405 nucleotides long. RefSeq lists its product as uncharacterized. NCBI's taxonomy places the organism in Eukaryota, Fungi, Glomeromycota, Glomeromycetes, Glomerales, Glomeraceae. The record is from RefSeq and is a predicted model, not a curated record.